This is a messenger RNA of Ostertagia ostertagi, 900 nucleotides long. NCBI's taxonomy places the organism in Eukaryota, Metazoa, Nematoda, Chromadorea, Rhabditida, Trichostrongylidae. The record is from the annotation of a GenBank genome assembly.
GGCACGAAUGUGGUGAUCCCUAACGGCUCGCUGGAUCCAUGGCACGCACUCGGCAAGUAUACCUCGAACGAUCCGUCCGUUGUCUGGUAUCUCGUUAAUGGAACCGCCCACUGUGCUGACAUGUAUCCGCCGAGGGCGCAAGACCCACCUGGUCUGACAGUUGUUCGCAAGCUCAUUCCACAGAAUAUCGACGUUUGGCUGUCAAAGGCUCCUAGUCCAUUCCAUAUAGCUCCAACUGAAGCUGUACCUUGGACAAAGCCGGAAGUAAACCAACCGCUGGAGAGUAUUCCAAGCGCUUUCAAGCCGGCUCAGGAAUCUGUGGCAGUGGGAAUUCCCGGAGUGGACCAGAUACAGGAAAAUGCAUUUAGCCAGGCCUCCUCAUGGAUUCCUCCCUGCACCAGACAUGGGCCUGAGUCGUCCAGAUGGGUUCUCAACGAGAACAUUACCUAUCUGACAUGGGCGAAGAAAUUCGGAGCGACCGUAUACCUACUAGAACACCGAUACUACGGUCAAAGCGUUGUUUACGGCCCUAAUGGAAUCGCAAAUGAGGAUCUCACUUAUCUUUCUUCUAUUCAAAUGCUCCACGAUGUAGCAAACUUCAUUCGAGCAGUCAACGCCCAACAAACGACGCCCCCUAAAUGGAUAACUUUCGGAGGAUCCUAUUCUGGCGCACUAUCACUAUGGAUGCGAGAAGUGUUUCCUGAAGUAGUUCAUGGAGCCGUCGGCUCUUCAGCACCUGUCGAAGCGAAACUGGACUUCUACGGUGAGAUAUGGCUGCGUUUAUACCUAGCCUUACGACAAAAGAAUUGUAACGUAGCGAAAUUUCCGACCGUUUCAGUUGGACCAUUUGGCUGCGGUAAUGCUUGUGCUUUACGUAAAUGCUGCACCCUCCGCGAUUAA